Messenger RNA from Durio zibethinus, 2314 nucleotides. NCBI's taxonomy places the organism in Eukaryota, Viridiplantae, Streptophyta, Magnoliopsida, Malvales, Malvaceae. The record is from RefSeq and is a predicted model, not a curated record.
AAUUGGUUAAGAGGUAUCAAUCAAAAUCACUUCCCUCUGUAAUACCACCUGCUUGUCUGUUCGACUUCCAUGACAAUCAAAAAGUCAUUUUAGAAUCCUAAACAAUUAGAAUCAACUACCAAAAACCAAUGGAAUGGUUAUUAAGAGUUUUUUGGACUCUGAUGCUAAAGGGAAAUGGUAGUUUUGUCUCUUGAUUGAAAGGUUAACAAAAGAAAAUGAUGUUGAAAAAGGUUUAACAUGGUGUGAAAUGUGCCAAAAAAGUUUGAUGGCCUCAAAAUAUUUACAAGUUGGUAUGUUAUGAGCCGUAUAGUUUUUCAAAUAUUUUCUUCGUUGAAGCUAAGAGCAUAAAGAAGCCAGGUUGUGAGGGUGUGCCUUGUGUCUGGUUGGUGGUGUGAUGGCCAGACUGUUUAGUGGUGCCUUGUGUGGGAGAAAGGAAUACAAAAAGGGUCCAAAGUGGUUUGAUUUUGAUUGAAUUGAUCUAUAAUCUAAUACUUUUGUUUUUUGGUAAGGAAAUUUAAAAUUAAAAUGGAGGUUGAUAUGAUUUUUUUACUUCACAAUACAUCCAUUCCAUCAUUUACACAUUAAGAACUCGAUCAUAAACUUUUUAUUUCAAAUAGAGAAAUGAUGAAUGAUGAUUAGAGGUUCGAUAGAGAAGUAUAAGAGAGGAAACCACCAGUAAUUUGUAACCCAAACGGUAAAAGUGUCAUCUACAACAUUAGUUAUUAGUAAGGUUUAGAGGAGGAUUUUCGUUGGGACCUAUGGCAAAGACAAGUAUACGUGGGUUCAUCAUAUUUUCAACCCUUAAAAAUCAUUUUUGAUGAAAGCACCAGAAGAUUUGGAUUCCACUUGGCCAUUGGCUACCAAAAAUAGGGCAUCCCACUUCACCAAAAACUGGUGUCUGGGCCUGCUGUCAACCUUGGUGGGUAAGGGGCCUUUUUCCUGGAGAUCCUUUUUAGGCUUUGUAUUUCGUUCUUGGUCUGCCCUUGCCUUUCGAGCAUCUUCAGACUUCAAAAGUAGUGGCAGAAAAUCAGCACUACGGCCCAGUUAACUAGUUAAAGGUCAAUUUGCAAAGGCAGGUGAAAAGAUUGCUGUUCAACUAAGUCGUCGAGGACCUAGUUGAAAGCGUUUGUUGGCAGGAAGUAGCUUGAUCUUUUUCUUGUUUUCCCCCAUUUCCAACUACAUGAUUGCAUGGAACGACAUGCAACUGGUUCAUUUUUAAACUUUGAUAUUAAGAGCCCUGCAGAUAAGCUCCUUAUAUAUUUGACUUUCUACAUAAAUUUGGCUCUGAAGAGGCUUGAGGGCUGUAGAACCUUGGCUGAAGGGACUAAGGCUAUCAUUAACUUGGGAUUGGAAAAGGUUCCUGUACCUGGAGAAUCUGGUUUUCCUUUUCCAGGGCUCUUUGCACUUCCACAGUCUCAAAAGGAAGCAGAUUGCUUCGUAAAACAAGGGACAAAAAAGCACAAUUGACAGCAUUAAACCAAAUUAUAUCAACUAAUGGGAAUUGUCCUCUCUGUUCUCGCCUUCUUGGAGACAAAAGUGGAUUCGAACAGUAGAGUUGUAGUUGUACAUCAUGGGGCAAGCAGAAAGGAAGAAUCAGUGCAACCUACCAAUUUUGCCAAAAGAAGUUAAAUCCUAGUCAUGAAAACAUGUGGGUUUUCCUAGAAAAAGAAUGUAACAGGUCUUGAUCUUUACCGUCUGCUCAGGGACGUGAAAUGUCUGUACAAGGUUAUCGGGCAUGAUUUGAUGACAAGGGUUCCACCAAAACACGCCUUGGCUACAGCACGACUAAAUUAUUGAGCUUGUUGGUGGGUUGGCUAUCGUUUUCAGACACAUCACUAGGUUCUCUUCCCCCCAGAAAAAAGGACUAUAAAAACGAGCAAUGGCCAAUUGGCCAUCCUCGCAUGCCCGGUGAAAGUAUCGGAGCCAUGUGAUUUGCAAAAUUACAAGUUUAAUACUACUAACAACUACAUUUUAGCAAAUAAUUUUUGCAACAAUGGUUGAUGGGUCAUUCUAUUUAUCAGUCACCAAAUUUGACCCAAGUUAACAUACUUUUUUUAUCCAAGAAUUUUUCCAUCAAUCAUAAUAAAUUUUAGCCAUCACAUGAAAAAAAUGUCGUCUUUUCUUAUUAAGGUGGCAGUGCAUGACUGAAUGACAAUUUGUGUGACAAAAGAUUGUUUACACGUGAUUUAUUCAAGCAAUGAAAGAACAGAUUGAAGCAAGAACUCUAGAACAUUGCAGUUGAUGGUGGGUCAAUGUCUUUUUCUUGCUUUUCCGACAGCUGCCUAGACAAAUCUGCUAGAUUUUUCAGCUCGAA